AAUCGAGCAUGACACAGCCUGUGCUACAUUCGUCUUGGGAAAAAGAGACCACCUAUUUUGUCAUCGUGAUUCCGAUUACGCCAUCCCUUUCGUGGGACCGAUUCAGACUCAAUAAAAUAAACUGUUGGCGCUGUGCGUGUGGGUUGCGCAGAAGGCGAACGUACGCUUAAAAGUGAGAUUGCCCUAGCGGUAUCAUAGCGAUAUAUAACCUAUUCGCUUAGAAGAAGAAGAAGCAUAGCAUUGGAUGAAUCUGUUUUGCUGUUAUCUAAAAUUUUGUUAAAUGGCAUUUUUAGUUCGAGGCAGCAUCUGUUCGGUACGGUUUAGUCGCAGCUACGCAUCAAUGUCGAAGAAACAGGGUCUAGUUUUGGGUGUUUACUCAACGGAUGGGAAGGAUGAGGUGAAGUUUACGCCAUACGCCCAGAAGUACAACGAAUCAACAGCUGGCAAGCUGCUGGAGCAAAUUAAUAUAUCCACUCUUAACAUGUUCUAAGCCCACAACGGGGCUUACCUUGGUGCACACAGUUGCAGUCGGUAGACACAGAAGUGGGUGAUUCGAAACAAGUCAACAAUUGCUUAGAGAAACACACUACUCCGCCAUAGUUUGAAGUACAGAUGAAGUAAAAGUGUCCGUGAAAAGGGCGUGUGUAUUUGCUGCUGGAAGGAUGUUGCGUGGGAAAAGACUGUUUAAUCCCACGACGGACAUAUGCAUUCGGGAUGCAGCACUUAUUAUUAUGUGAUGUGCAGGUUGAAGCGAUCAAUGCAUAGUCUUAAGACGUUGAACAUGUUUCGAGCGAUUUUUAAAAGCAGUUUAGUUUAAUGUAGUUUUGGUGCGAUUCGGUUAUCGUUUUGCGGGUUAUCUUAGUGUGACUGAUUACUGUCGGGGAGAGUUUGUUUUGCUUGCUCCCUCUCUCUCUUUCGCGUGUAAUACUUAUUUACGAUCGAGUAGCGAUCGCAGUGCAGCAAUCAUUUGGAUCGAUUAAUUACAUACCGGAAAGUGUUUGUGUGUGAGUGCUGUGUGUCUGUGUCUGGCUAGACGAUUGAGCUCCAUUUAUUACGCGUAUUAUUAAACCACAACCACCAUCUCAACAAUAACAAAACGGUGAUCACUUCGAAGAUGUCUUCAGGAACGGGUGGUGGUGCCAGCGGUAGUAGUGCCGGUGGACCCGGUAUCGGCCCGGGCAGCAGUAGCAGCGGUAGCAGCAGUGGCAAGAAACGGCUUGCCACGCUGAACGGCAUCCCGACGAGCGUCGACGAUAAGACGAACGAUUUUCUCUGCCCGAUCUGCUUUGACAUCAUCAACGAGGCGUACAUAACGCGCUGUGGCCACACGUUCUGCCAUCAGUGCAUUGCGCGAUCGAUCGACGUCGCGAAAAAGUGCCCCAAGUGCAACUAUCCGCUCGCGUCCCACGAGCACAUUGUGCCGAACUUCCUGCUGAACGAGCUCAUCACCAAGCACCGGUUAAAAGGUGGGGUUGGUGUUAGUGGUGGUCUCCUGCAUCGGCACAAAUCCCUGCCCGGUGAACAUUCACCCCAGUUGCAUGCGGGCGGUGGUAUGUGUGGUGGUGGUGACGCGACUGCCGGCGGUGAAGGCGACACAUUGAAGCACUUUCUGGCGACGGAAUCGAAAAAGCUGUCCCUGUCGGACGUGAACGUGAUGCUGGAGAUACUGACGCAGCGCAAAACGUUGCUGGAGGCGGAAUCCUGUGCCGCCCAGAAUCGGUUGCUGCACGAAUUUCUAAAACAUCUGCUCAAACAGAAGGAACAACAGCAGCUACAGAUCGCGAACGAAAUUGCACUGAUCCGGAACGAUCUGCUGGACGUGGAGAAGGUGCUGAAGGAUGUGCAGAGCAGUUGCCCGACUGUGGCAGAGGUCGAGCAGAGUGUGCGCGACGAGAAGGAUGAAAAUGUGGUCGCGAUCAAGCGGGAAAUUAUACAAAUCAUAGACACGAUCGACAAUAUAGCGGUACCGUCGAAUCGAUCACUCAUCGACGAUACGUGCUCGAACGUGACCGAGCCGUAUGAGGGAUUCAACUUGCACGGUACACGCCGUGGCCAGGCUGGAUCAAUUUCCGGCGGUUCACUAUCAUCAACGCCGUCUUCCUUUCUGGCACGGAAGCAACGAAUGUAUCAACAUUUCGAUGAUUUCGUGCAGUGCUACUUUGCGGCCCGGAGUGAAGAUCUGUACUUUGGGAAGGAUCGUUCCUGUAGCUCGGAUUCGCUCGGUGUUGGAGAGCGUUCUACCUCGAGUGGUGCUAGCAUUGGUACGGGCACGGGUAUCGGUGGUGGCGGUGGAGGUGGAAGCUUAAACAGUGACAGAUUGAUGGGAGGCGUACAACCGGCAGCAACGUCAAACGCCUCCAGCCAAUCCAAUCUCGAUAACACGCGUUCCAGUGGGCGCUCGUCACUGGACACAUUCCGGGAGAGUUUGAUCAAGUUUUCCAAGUACAGCGCAUUGCGGCCACUGGCCACACUGAAUUAUUCGAACGAUUCGAACUACGUUUCGACGAUAGUGUCGAGCAUCGAGUUCGACAAGGACAGUGAGUACUUUGCGAUCGCAGGCGUUACGAAGCGGAUCAAAAUUUUCGACUACUAUACGGCAAUCCGUGAUGCGGCGGUAGACAUCAACUAUCCGAUCAACGAGAUGACCUGCAACAGCAAAAUAUCCUGCGUCAUCUGGAACAGCUACUUCAAGCAGGUGCUGGCAUCGAGCGACUACGAAGGUAUCGUCACGAUCUGGGACGUUCUAACGCGCACGCGUACGAAAACGUUCGAGGAGCACGAUAAGCGCUGCUGGUGCGUCGAUUUUAACGAAGUCGAUACGCGCCUACUAGCGUCCGGAUCGGACGAUGCACGGGUGAAGCUGUGGUCGCUCAACGUGGACCAUUCGGUGGCGACGAUCGAGGCACGGGCGAACGUAUGCUGCGUAAAGUUUAAUCCAAAGAGCUCCUGCCAUUUGGCGUUCGGUACGGCAGACCACUGCGUGAACUAUUACGAUCUGCGCAACCUUAAGCAACCGCUCUGUCUGUUCAAGGGUCACCGGAAGGCGGUGUCGUACGUGAAGUUUCUUAACACGGACGAAAUCGUUUCGGCCAGUACGGACGGACAGCUGAAGCUGUGGAACAUCAACUCUCCGCCGUUCUGCUUGCGUUCCUUUACGGGACACAUCAAUGAGAAGAACUUUGCGGGGCUAGCGACUAACAAUGAUUAUCUGGCGUGCGGUAGCGAGGACAAUUCGCUUUGCGUCUACUACAAAGGUCUUUCGAAGCAGCUGUUUAAUUUAAAGUUUUCCAGCGGUGGUAGCGGUAAUGGUGGGUCGGGUAGUGCCGCUGGUACCGGUAGCAGUAGUGGCAUUGGUAAUAGUAGUUCACGCACAAGCGGCCUACAGUCGACGGAUAUGGAGCGCAGCAACUCGGAGGGGAAUGAGUUUGUGUCGGCCGUUUGCUGGCGAAAGCAGAGCAACGUUAUCAUUGCUGGGAAUAGUGAGGGUGUAAUUAAGAUACUGGAAAUAGUGUAAUCAAAUGUAAAUAGACCGCUUGACAAACACGUUUGGUGGUUGUCACGGAUUUUGCGAAUAUCGAUGGAAGUUGAAGUACGCAAUAAGAGGAUAGAUUACAAACGAUGUAAUAGUAGCCAAGUAAUGUGCAAAGAAGGGAACCGUUAUUUAGUGAAUAUAUUUAAUCCAACGGUGGAUUGAUGUUUUUUUUUUGUAGGGAAAAGGGACAAACAAAGGAAAGAUACGGCGCUGUUGCAUACGAUGAUCGUGUUCCAUUGAUUUCAUUUGAUCGCGCACAAAUCUACAAGAGGAACUUGUUUGUUUUUUUAUAAGAAAAAAGCUGCUUUAGCAAGCAAAACAUGCAAAACCUGCAAUGCAAGUUGCGUUCUUUUAGAGCAUGUUCAUCAAUCACACUGCUGUAUUGCCACACGGUGGUAACGCGACUGGCGUAACUAACAUUAUUCCGUUGAGAGUUUAGUCUUAGUUUAGCUUUAGUACAAGUUACAGAAAAUCAUACAUUUCACUGCAAUGCGAUGAUGAUGAUGCAUAUUGCAUCUGAUCUGGUAUAAUGUACAUUUCGUUCGCUAAACAGUUAGCGUGAAGCAGCAGAAGAGCGCCAGCCCGAGCGCGCAUUCCUUCGUAUAAUUCAUUUUAGUUCUAGCGUUCGUGUUGUUUUUUGGUGUAGUCGAUUGUUUUAGGUGUAGGAUACGAUUUGUUGAUUGCAAAAUUUUGUUAAUAGUUUUCCAAAUGUCCGUUUUUAUAUCUUGUAACUACUGCUGCUCGUUUCUAGUUCUAAAUUUUUUUCAAACACAAAGCAAACACACGGCCACGUUCAAAAAGGUAUUUGUUGUACAGGGUUCAAACCAACAAUGUAGAACGUUUCGAAAACAUUCUCUCUAGAAAGGGUGCGUAUUUAUUGUGGCAAAAGCCUAUUACAAAGGGGCCGCCCAAAGGAAGGGUAAAUAAAGAGAAGAGAGUUUCGCUAUUUUUGUACAGGUAGAAGAUAAUUGUAGACAGAUGUGUGUGUGUAACCAUGUGGCUUUUAAAGGUGAUCAGUUUAGUGAUGAUAAUAAGAACGAAUUGUACUAACUAAUACACUGUUUCAGUUAAAAUCGCUGUUCUCGAACCUAAAGAGGGGGUUGGGGGGGAGUAUUACACUUCGUUACAAUCGUUUCGUCCACUUGUAUUUCAUUAACUCACAUUGUGCAGUUCGAUAUGAGCGUUUCCUUGAAUUAACACGAACCCGAAAUAAAGAAUCCGUUCAAAUCUCUUUCAUA
Messenger RNA from Anopheles funestus (African malaria mosquito), 4770 nucleotides. Its product is annotated as E3 ubiquitin-protein ligase COP1-like. Gene Ontology annotation, biological process: proteasome-mediated ubiquitin-dependent protein catabolic process. Lineage: Eukaryota; Metazoa; Arthropoda; Insecta; Diptera; Culicidae. The record is from RefSeq and is a predicted model, not a curated record. The coding region runs from base 1115 to 3514 and encodes 799 amino acids. Gene Ontology annotation, molecular function: ubiquitin protein ligase activity; protein binding. The transcript is spliced from 4 exons.